Molecule: messenger RNA, 1623 nt
Organism: Thelazia callipaeda (thelaziosis nematode)
Lineage: Eukaryota; Metazoa; Nematoda; Chromadorea; Rhabditida; Thelaziidae
Source: the annotation of a GenBank genome assembly
AUGCAGGGACCAUUGGAGGUGUUUCAAAAUGAUAUGUUCUGGACGGUAGUUGUGGGUUUUCUCAUAGCCUCAAUUCUUGCAUUUGCGAUUGGUGCAAAUGAUACGGCUAAUUCUUUUGGUACAAGCGUAGGAAGCAAGGUACUUUCACUUCAACAAGCCUAUUUAUUAGCUUCAAUAUUUGAAACUCUUGGAGCAGCUUUGCUAGGAUAUCAAGUGACAGAUACGAUGCGAAAAGGUGUAAUUGAUUUGACUGUUUACAAUAACAGCGAGAAUGAGCUUAUGCUUGGACAAAUUUCUGUACUUUCAGCAAAAUUUCGGGAUUAUUUGAAGGAAUUAUAUAAAAAGAUUUAUAUAGGUUGUGGUGCAUGGCUUCUGAUUGCAACAUUUUUGAAACUACCUGUGUCAACGACACACAGUAUUGUUGGAGCGACGCUUGGUUAUUCGUUGUUAGCGCGUGGAACGCGAGGAAUACGUUGGAAUCCUGUCAUCCGCAUAUUUAUGUCAUGGUUCAUAUCACCAUUACUUUCGGGCCUUGUUUCAAUCGCGUUUUAUUUGUUCAUCGAUCACGCCGUACUGCGGCGUGAAUUCCCUCUUCGUUGUGGCUUGAUUCUUCUACCCAUUUUCUAUUUUAUCUGUGUUGCUGUCAACAUCUUCGCUGUGAUGUACAACGGUUCAGAGUUUUUGGGCUUCAACAAAUUACCAACAUGGGUUGUACUUGUAACUACCUUCAUCAUCGCAGCAGCUGUUGCUUUACUUGUGUAUUUCAUCAUGGUUCCACGACUCAAGGAACGCAUUUUAGAAGAGAAUAAAUCAGUGGGAAUGGAACUGAAGGAAAGUAAACAUGUGUUUCUAGGUACACAUUCCUUGCUGCAUUACCAAAAUGGAAAGCAUCAAACAUUGAAACUGAAUAAUUAUCUUGAGCGACCAUUAAUCAGAACAUCAAAUAAGCUUUUCAAUCAAGAAAAUGCGCCUAAAAUUGGAAAAGAAGUUGAAAUGGUUCUUAAGAACCAGCAAACGAUUGACAAUGAGCACCAUGAUUUUGGUACAGGUGCUGUACCAAAAACAACAAAAAAAGUGCUUAGUACCUUUUUUCGGUCGUCUAAAUCAGAAGAUCCAGAAGUGUCUCAGUUAUUCAGUUUCCUUCAAGUACUAACAGCUUGUUUUGUCGGUUUCGCUCAUGGUGGGAAUGAUGUCAGUAACGCAAUCGCACCACUUGUUUCGUUAUAUGCUAUAUAUAAGGAGAAUUCUGUGAUGCAAGAGUCUACGACUCCUGUAUGGCUUUUGCUCUAUGGUGCUGGUGGUAUGUGCAUUGGCCUUUGGCUCUUGGGACAUCGAGUAAUUUAUACAGUUGGAGAAAAUCUUACCAAAAUAACUCCCCCAAGUGGUUUCGCAAUCGAAUUCGGUGCUGCAGUAACUGUAUUAAUUUCUAGCAAGUAUGGUCUUCCAAUAAGCUCCACGCAAUGCAAGGUUGGUAGUGUGGUUGCAGUUGGUAUGGUACAGGCCGUUGAUUCUGUAAAGUGGUCUACUUUUCGGAAUAUAUCAUUAUCUUGGCUUGUCACUUUACCCGUCACGGGUAUUCUCAGCGCACUGGUCAUGCUUAUGGCGCGUUUAUUCUUCCUGUGA